AUGGAUCUACUUUCAAGGUUAAACAAGAAAUAUCUACUAGGUCCAAAGGCCUUAUAUGUUGCGAUUAGCAUGCAGUACUACACAUUGCACAAGUUCAGGCCUCUGUUUGCUAAAGAAAUGUUUGGAAUUGGAGAAAGCGAGUUGGGUGCAAUGGGGAUCUUAUUGUUUGUGACUUUCUUCACCAACAUACUUCUCGCAACAAUGAACGAUAAGUUUGGAAGGCCAAAGAUCUUCAUGGUUGCCCUGUUGUCUCUAUCCUGUAUUUUUUUCCAGCUGUUCUAUAUAGAAAGAUAUUUCAAAGGAGUCCGCUCUAUGUUCUGGAUAAAUCUAUUUGCUUAUCUAGGAACUAAUACGCCAAUCAUGGCCUUACUGGACAAGAUUGUGCUGGACUAUCUAAACAAGUUUUCAGAUGAAAACACCAAGGCCUAUGGAAAGCAGAGAAUCUGGGGGACAGCCGGGUAUUUGAUCAGCAUCUUUGCUCUUGAGGGAAUCAUAAGAACAACGAAUUCCAAAAGUGGAAUUGAUUUCUCAGGUCUCAGAUACUAUUCUCUUGCGACAACAAUAAUCGCAGUCAUUCUGGUGGCUACACUUUUAGAGGAUUCAAAAAGCGAGUGCAGAGGACCCAGUUACAACAUUAUGUCUGAAUGGAAGGAAUUACUGAGAAAUAGAGAGUAUUUGUUUUUCAUACUUAUAAUUUUCCUGAAUGGAUUCACGCGUGCUGCAAUGACACUUUACCUUCCGAUCUAUGUUAAGUAUGUACUUAAAGUGAAACCAUACAUACUCCCUGCAUCUUGGCCUGCAUGGGUAAGAAGCAGUUUAUGGGCUCUUAACAACUUUCCAUUUGGGACUAUCACCAUGUUUGAAAUCUCCCUCGAAAUAGGAAUUCUGUUUUAUUUCGAUAUAGUCUCCAAGAAAACAGGUCUUCUCUGGCCACUACUUCUUUCUCAGAUAUCCCAGACGAUCCGAUUUGUACUGUAUCUUAUUCUCCCUCCUACUAAUCCACAUGUGUUCGCCUUUUGUUGUAUGUUUGAGAUAUUUAAGGGAAUAAAUUUCGGCCUCUCCCAUGGGGCUGGAGUGCAACUGGCCGAGAAAUUAUGUCCCCCUCAUCUAAAGGCUACAUCUCAGAUGAUAUACAACGGUGCAUUUACCGCUAUUAGUUCAGUAACAGCGGGGCUCUAUUUCCGGUAUGUAUUCAGAAACAAUGAAACCUUAGACCCAGAAGAGAUUAUUGCCAGGAGAAUCGAGUCAUUUAGGAUAUUUUUUAUGUCAAACAUCCUUGUCACUACCAUCUCAAUCUUUCUUUUCCUUAUUAAGUAUGGAGUUAGAGAUAAGAAGCCACUCAAUGUUCUUUUUUUCUGUAGAAGAAUAUCUCAAAAAGCAUAA
Encephalitozoon intestinalis ATCC 50506 is the source of this 1383-nucleotide messenger RNA. Its product is annotated as putative nucleoside transporter. Gene Ontology annotation, cellular component: membrane. The coding region runs from base 1 to 1383 and encodes 460 amino acids. The record is from RefSeq and is a predicted model, not a curated record. The transcript has a single exon. NCBI's taxonomy places the organism in Eukaryota, Fungi, Microsporidia, Unikaryonidae.